Messenger RNA from Eupeodes corollae, 15576 nucleotides. RefSeq lists its product as uncharacterized. Gene Ontology annotation, molecular function: ATP binding; chloride channel inhibitor activity; potassium channel inhibitor activity. The transcript has 18 exons. Gene Ontology annotation, cellular component: cytoplasm. Bases 939 to 14369 code for a protein of 4476 amino acids. Gene Ontology annotation, biological process: positive regulation of potassium ion import across plasma membrane; positive regulation of sodium ion transmembrane transporter activity; intracellular signal transduction. NCBI's taxonomy places the organism in Eukaryota, Metazoa, Arthropoda, Insecta, Diptera, Syrphidae. The record is from RefSeq and is a predicted model, not a curated record.
UGCAGUUUUAUUUUUUCUCUAGCCUAAGGUAUCAGGCCUGUGACAUGUGAGCCUUUGAGUUUUCGACGAGAGUGAUCAGGGAACUUACAUUGAUUUAGUUUAUUUUUUAAUUUCGUCUCGGUACUUCAAUAAACACUUAACACUCCAGCUCAAGAACCCGUUCGUAUGUUUCUUGGUUUUAUAUUUUGAGAACUAGUUAUUGUUUUAAAUGCACUUGUUUUGAGUCAACUUCCUUUUAAUCGAAUCAACAACUCUUGCAGUAAAUAAAAAACAAAAUAAAAAUGGACAGCUAAAUCACUAGGAAAUAGAAUUUAUUAUUAUGAGAAAGAAGACAAAUAUACAGUAUUUUGACGAAGCAGUGCGAUUGAAUUUAUAUAGCUUACAGUAAAUUUAUAUCAAUAAUAAUGACAAAUCCAAAUAUGAUGGGUUAAUUUUUACAUAUAUAAGAAUUUUUAUAAUUUGACGAGCACGAGGAAUAUUGUAUAACUAUGCAUACAACUUGAUGUUAAUGAUAACUUUCAAAACUAAAAUUUAAAUAAUUAAUUGCUAACAAAUUGACAAAAAUAUAAUAAUACGCAUAUAUAACUGGAGAAAAUUAAACCUUAAUUGUUAAACCUAAUUAGAAGAAGCUCUAGCAACCAUUGGGCAACAUUUGUGUGAACUUAUUCAGCGACAAGAGGAUGUCACUGAGCUCCCCAACAAUGCUACCGACAAUUACCAAUCAUCUUCCAAAGGAACCCCUUCCAAAUGAUUUGUUGAUAUAUAUCACACAUUAUACUCAAUUUAAUAUUAUGGAAAACUGAAAACAUACAUACAUAGUUAUAGAAUAAAAUACAUGUCUCCGCGUUCAACAAGAAAAUUUGGAUCAGGACUUUCCAAGAAUCAAGCCCAGAACAUACCCGGGCAGCGAAAUUCAAAAUAUUUUUGUUUUGUCAGACAUGUAUGCCGAAAAACGUUCAAGCAUACGUAGAAAAGGUAUAUCUGUCUUAUCUGGCUCAACUGUACUAUCAACCGAAACAGCCUCUAGAAAAAUUGACAGCGAUAUUUUGCCUGCGAGUAAUAAUGACAACAAUUUAGCGACGAAAUCGAAGAAUCAACCACACCACCAACGAGUCGUCUUACCUGGAACGGGAACUGCUAAUAGUACUAUAACUAGUGCACGUCGUCCUAAUUUGGUUAGUCGUGAUUUGGAAUUUCUGGCUCAUAACACAUUACCCUUGAGUCGUACGAUUACAAACAGCAGCAUAUGGUCUACAACACCCUCUAGUGGCAUAAACACAACAAAAAACGUUCAUCAAAGAAACAGCGGGCUUUGUUCCAAUAACAACAAUAGCAUCAAAUUUCAAUUUAAUUCCAAGGGGUUGCUACGGCAAAGGAAAAAUAGUACAGUGAGUUUUGGAUCAAAUCAAUGCCAUCCGGCAUCAUCUAUUUCUUCAUCAAUAACAAACCCACAGCAGCCAAACUUUCAAGUUGGACAAUCAUCAUCAGUAGAAGACACCGAACGCACUUCGGAUCAACAUCAACAACAAAGUUCACAACACCAUCAUUCAGAGCACAUAAAUAAUUUUGUAUACUUUGAAAAACAAAAAAGCAAUUCAUCUUUGCUACCAUCGACAAGUGGUAUUCUUUCAGUAGCAUUUGCUACAGUCAGCUCGUUAAAAAAUUCAACAAGCCAUAAGCCAACAGCCGCCAUAACGGGGAAUUUGUUGAGCCGAGUUUUAUUGGAAUUCUCUUCGGCGACCCGAUCAAUUGCUAAUACCAACGAUAAUCUAAGUAAUAGUGUUGCUAGCACAACUGCUUCAAUUAGUAGUGUAGGUACCACAAUAUCGAUUGGUAGUGAGGCCGCUGAAGAAUCAUCCAAUAAUUUGAAUUCUGUUUUAAGAACUGAAAGUGAAAUAAACAAUCAACCAAUAUUGAAUGGGGUUAGGGAAUUCAAUCUUAAUAAUAAUUACAACAACUAUAUUUAUACCCAACAACAGCUACACCAUCAAGUACAUCAUAGCAAAAGCAAUAAAACCUCUCCAGUUAAAUUAGUUCAAAGACAGAAUUCUGUGCCUUCAAGAGGCAGCAUUAGUUGUGGGGGGGGAGGCAACACAGUGAAAAGUACCAUUGACUUACGUUCCAAGGUGAGGUCCACAACUUUAGAAUCUAGUGGUGGUAAUAGCAAUCCAAAUUCCUCAUCAACAAAUGCAUCAAAUCUUAGGCUUUCCGAAGAAAAAAAAUCUGUAAGCAGUCGUAGGACUCUUUCAGAACAGUUUUCAUCAAACGAAUGUGGUUCUUCGUCACGUAAAAUUGAUGUAAAACACGUCUCUGGUAAAUUUGCACCAAAAAAAAAUCAGGAUAUGUUUCAAGAUAAAAAAGCCAAAGAAAAAAACUGCGCCUUAUCUAUAGGGGGAGGGGACCUAAAACGAAGUGAAGAUGAUAAUACUGUCAGUAGAUGUGAUGAUUCAAAAUGUGCCGUCACACUAUUGCCACCUAAAGUUUUAUCAACAAAUGUGCCAAAAACUAUUUCAGAUACAGCCGUAACCCAAGAUCUAACAUUAAUUACAGCUCGAACAUCAACUGAAACCACACCAACAAAAAAAAACAAUGUUAAAUCGGAUACCGUUUUAAAAGUCUUUCCAUCUAGAACUAGUUGUUGUAAAGAUGUCAGUGAUGAAGUAAAAGAUGGUAACAUUGGUGGUGGUAAUACCAACAUACCCACCACUGCUAGCAGUGAUGACGCAUUUAGUGAUAAAACUUCCCUCGUUCCUAUGCCAAUGUUGAAGCCUCCUUCUUCAAGCUUAGCUGUUACAACAUCUUCAGCGGCAACGUCAACGGCCGUAGAAAUAUUUCGUCCAAACAAUCGUUUUGUACGAAAGUCAGUCGAUAACAAUUUUUCGCAAUUCUCGAAAGGUGGAAAUUUUUUCUUAGACUCAGCUGAUAUUGAGACAGAAUUUCCAAGGGACUACGAUGACAAUAUUGAAAUAUUAUCACGUGAAGCUGAACACUUGGAGGAGCAGUUUCAUAAGGUGGGAGAGUCUGACAGUCUUUCAUUCGAAGAUCCGGAUAGAAUUCCCGAAGAUCGACUGAAAAAACAAAGCAAGCCCUUAGACGAUGAGGACGACGAACCAAUUGGAAUGUCACCGUGUGGUCGAUUUUUCAAAUACGACAAAGAAGUUGGAAGGGGUUCAUUUAAGACUGUGUUUCGUGGUUUAGAUACGCAAACUGGAGUUGCAGUAGCUUGGUGUGAAUUAUUAGAUAAAAAAGUAAAUAAGGCUGAACGUAAUCGUUUUCGUGAAGAAGCUGAAAUGCUUAAAAAACUACAACAUCCGAAUAUUGUUCGGUUUUACAAUUACUGGGAGGCAAAUGUAGGAAAAAGAAAAAAUAUAGUUCUAGUCACUGAAUUGAUGCUUUCAGGAACACUAAAAGCAUAUUUGCGACGAUUUAAGAAAAUAAAUCCAAAAGUUUUAAAAUCAUGGUGCCGUCAAAUUUUGAAAGGCUUACAUUUCCUACACUCUCGCACACCGUCUAUAAUACAUCGUGAUUUAAAAUGUGAUAAUAUAUUUAUAACUGGUACAACUGGUAGUGUAAAAAUCGGAGAUUUAGGUUUGGCCACCUUAAAAAAUCGUAGUUUUGCUAAGUCCGUGAUUGGUACACCGGAAUUUAUGGCACCCGAGAUGUACGAAGAACAUUAUGACGAGGCUGUAGAUGUUUAUGCGUUUGGUAUGUGCAUGUUGGAAAUGGCAAUAUCCGAAUACCCAUACAAUGAAUGUUCAGGGCCAGCUCAGAUUUAUAAAAAAGUUAUAUCCGGAAUAAAACCGGCUAGUUUUGACAAAGUUGAGAACCCAAAGGUUCGUGACAUUAUCGAAAGAUGCAUUCAAUUAAAGAAAGAAGAUCGGCCGAGCUGCAAAGAUCUAUUAAAUUCAGAAUUUUUCGGUGAAGAUAUUGGAAUUCGAUUGGAGCCAACAACAACGGAAGUUUUUCUUAAUAAUCCAGAUAGGAAUGAUAUUGAAUUUCGGUUGAGGUUAAUAGAUCCAAAAAAGAGAUCCUUUAAACACAAAGAAAACGAAGCAAUUCAAUUUGAAUUUGAUAUAAAAAAUGAUGAUUGCGAAGCUGUUUGUAUGGAUAUGUGUAAGGCUGGUAUAUUGAGUGAGGAAGACUCUCGGGCUGUAGUAAAAAUGCUGAAAGUUCAGAUUGUCUCUUUGCAAAAGGAACGCAAGCAGAGGCAAACUCAAUUGCAGCUGCAAAACGAGAAAUCAAGACUUGAAAAAUUGGCACUUAUUGCCCAGAGGGAAAUGUAUGAGAAACAAUGGGGAAACAAUGAAGUCAUGCAUAUAGAAGAAGAAGACGAGUACGAUGAAGAUGAUGGCUAUGGAGGGGCGGCAAAUGCACCAACAAUUGUUGUAGAUUGCGAAGAACAACAAGAAGGCAAUUGUGAUACUGUUGCUGGGCAGCGUAUAGCAGAUGAAGUUGGUUCCUUAAUUACCAAGGAACAGUAUGGCCUACCUCCUGUAGGCAAGAUUUUUGAUAAAACAGAUACGGUAAAUGCCAUCGAACAUGAUAAAAAUCAAAAAACAAUAAUUUCUGAUGGACAGAAUCAACCUCAUAUGCAGAACCUAGCAAGCAUUCGUCAACACCAGGAAUCCGAACAAAGCCAGUAUUUGGAAAUGAAACAUCAACAAUCACAACAGGAACAACAAGAGCAACUACAAAAACAAAAAUCACAACAUGAACAACAACAACCAUCACAACAGGAACAAAUACAGCAACUUCAACAGGGACAUCAACAACAAAUACAACAUGAACAACCAGAGCAUCCAGAAGAAAAGCAAAAACUGCUAUUGAUGCAACGAGAAAAUGAGCAACAAGAAUUUCAACAAGAGAAACAGCAACAUAUAAUCCAACACCAUCAAACACAACAACAAUCCCAACAGCAUGCACAACAAAUAACACAGCAACAACAACCACAACAGUUAAUACAAAUACCACAAUUAGUAUCACAUCAACAGCAACCAUUAACACAACACCAACAACAACAAUUAACGCAACAAAUACAAAUUCAUCAUCAACAACAACAAGCACAACAAAUACAAAUACAUCAUCUUCAACAACAAACACAACAACAACAUCACCAACAACUACUUCAACAACAAACACAUCAGCAACAAGCACAACAACAACAAACACCACAACAGCAAACACAACAACAGCAAACACAACAGCUACAAACACAACACCAAACACAACCACAACAACAACAAACACAAUCAUUACACCAACAAUCACAACAACAAUAUCAGGAACAAAAAAACCAAAUGCAACAGCAAUUUCACCAUUCACACCAGCAACAUGAGACCCAACAACAAGUAGCACAGCAGCAUCUACAACCACAACCUAACCAAUAUGCAGAGCAACAACAAACCCAAAUCUAUAUUCAACAGCAAAAUCAACAUCUUCAACAACCGCAACAACAACUACUACAACUGCAACAGUCACAACAACAUCAAUACCAACAACAACCAGGACAAAACCAACAACAUCAACUCACACAACAGCAUCUUUUCCAACAACAACAACAAUAUCAACAACAGCCUCAUCAACAAUCACAACAUCACCAACAAAUACAACAACAACAACUUCAGCACCAACAACAACAGUCAAACCCAAUGCAGCAUCACGAAAAACAGCAACAUGCACAACAAAUUCAACCGCAACAACAAGUACAACCGCAGCAACUACAACAGCAGCAACAACAACAACUACAACAGCAGCAGCAACAACAACAACUACAACAGCAGCAACAACAACUAAAACAACAGCAGCAACAACAACAACUACAACAGCAACAAAAGCAGCAACAACAACAACCGCUUCAACAACAACAACAACCGCUUCAACAACAACAACAACAACCGCUUCAACAACAACAACAACAGCAGCAGCAGCAACAACAACUACAACAACAACAGCUACAGCAACAACAGCUACAACAGCAGCAACAACAACAGCAACUUCAGCAACAACAGCAGCAGCAGCAACAACAACAACAACAACAGCAACAACAUCAAAAACAGCAUCAAUACCAGCUGAACCAACAACAAUUUCAACAGCAACAAUUUCAAAAGCAGCAGCACCAAGUUCAAGAACAACAAAAUCUAACCCAGCAGUUUUCAACACAUCUUCACCAACAACAACUACUAUUAAUACAACAACAACAACAUCUACAAAUGCAACACCAACAACAAGCGCAGCAUCAACAAAACAUAUUUCAUCAACCACAGCAGGAGCAACGACAAGAGACACAACAACCACUGGAUAAGCAACAACAGCUUCAACAACAAAAAUUAGUUAUUCUGCAACAAUCGCAAGACGAACAGCAACAACAGCUUAAGUUGGAAGAACAACAUCAACAACAUUUAUACCAACUAACACAGAUACAGGAUGAUAAAAAACACCUUACAUCAGCACAAAAUACGUAUCAGCAACAUCAGUUAGUAUAUGGUCAAGACUGUACAUCUGUUGCUGCACAACAAGCUCCGCAAAACGUAUCGACACCACCUCAACAACAGCAGCAAAUUCAACAUCCCAACUUAAACCAACAGCAAAUAGCACAAACUUCGAAUGUUUGUGAACAAGCUAAUUACUCUAACCAAGCUACCAUAUGUGAUGCCCAACAACAAUCUACGCAAAAUAAUAAAAACCAACAGCAGCAACAAUUACAUCCAAAACAGCAGCAACAACCUAAUGAAAGCGUACAACAACUGAUUGAUCAAGGAUCAUCUGAACUCGAGCAACACGUCCAACAACCAAAUAAUUCACAGCAUGCUCUGCAAUCUGUAGUGCCUUCAUUGCAUCCAAAAGAACAAGCUGACCCAACAAUUUAUCAACAAAAGGAAGUUCUUCAUAAUGAUUUUCAAAGCAAUAUUCACCAGCCACAAGUUAAUCGUCAAACUACUCAAGCAAUUCCCCAGAAUGUUCAGCAGCAAGAAUCAGAAAAUGCCACACAUCAUCUAAUAAAGCAGUCACAAAUACAAAAACAGCACAGAACUCCAGCUUCUUCACCAACAUUACCUAAUAACUUUGUUUCCCAACAAAAGCCUAGAACAAGCAAAACAAAACGUACUAAUCGUGGUGCAGAAAGAAUUCCCAAAUUGAGUGUGACUAAUAUAGAAAAUGGUACAGUAGUGGAUUGUCAUAUGGAGAACAAACCAAAAACCAUCACUUUUAAGUUUGAUAUCAGCGAUGUUAACCCAAUUGAUGUCGCUAACAAUUUGAUAUCACAAGAUCUGUUGGCUCAAAGUCAGAGCACCGUCUUUGUUGAAAUGAUUAACGAUAUUGUACGUCAAGUAAAACAGAACCCUACACAAAUUCCAGUGCCUACCACCUUCCGUCGAAAUAUUGAAAAAGUACGACAUGCGUCCCUGACACGCCAGCGAUCCAUAUUUAGAACACAUCAAAGGCAUCGUUCAGUCUUAUUUUCUCUUGCUUUUGGAUAUAAAUCAAACCAAAAACAAAAGCGUGAUGAAACUUCUUCUGAUUUGUGCAAAAUGUUUGACUCGCCUAUAAAUUCUAUGGAGCCAGCACUAUCAUCGUCCUUUGGAAACCUUAUGUCCAGCCACCAACGAUUAAAUAUUUUAGCUGCAAUUGACAAACAACAGAGUGGUCACUAUCAACAGUCUGAUGCACAUCAGCAAUUACGUCAAUAUACAGAAGCAGGGCCUGCGGCUGAAAUUGACUUGACUAUAAAACCAUCUGAAACUUUGUGUUCCCAAUCGGAACAACAUGGACCUUCUUAUGCUAAAACAACUACGACACCUACUGUUCGAGGAGAUUCAGCAUCAUCUACACGUGCACGUGACGACGAUGCUUUUAUAACUGUUGGUGACCUGGUUCAAGGCGAGUCUGGUAUAGUAAUAGAUUUUGGCUCGUCACCACCACCCCAAAUAUCCUUAUCCAGAGGAGAAGGAACGUCAGAGGUAAAUUAUAGUGAGAAUGUAAUCGGAUCACGCCCUGCUUCACGAAAAACAAGCACAGCUUCUGAGUAUACUUCAUUUUCGUCUGAUUAUACUCCGGAUAAUACAUUAACAUCUUCAUCUUCACCUUCCACUAUCGAACAAGGCCACAUGCAGUCAACAGAGCCAGAAGGAGAUGUCAGCAGCGGGGGAAACUGUUAUAGUGGAGGUGGAGUCGAAUUGGUUCUAGAUUUUCAGCAAAUCUCGUCAGGUGGUACUAUUAGCACUGAUGUCGAUAUUCUUGAAGCUGGUUCACUUGAUGAUGCGACCCCAAAUGGAGACAAUGACUUAACUCUCGACGAGGAACUGCAAGAUCAAGCAUUGCCUACCAGCACUAACCAAUGUCAAUCUUGUGAAAAGGUUGAAGAACCAAAUGAAAUAAGCGGAGGAAUAAAAGAUAUUCCUGCUGCUAACAUUCAACCUCACUCCCACCAGCAAGAACAACAGACAACGUACCCAAAAGGACGAAAAAUUUCAAGAUUUUUAGUUAAUCCUGUUAUCGCGACAUCAUUACAAUCUGAUGCAAUCGAAGUAUUAGCAUAUAAAUCGGAUAUCAUUCCCACUGAACAAGAGACAAAUCAGAAGGAAACAGAAACUCACACUACGGCUGCAAUGCCUGCUCAGAUACAAAACCAUGCUGCUUCUACCCCAGUUGUACAACUACAGAAUAUUUCACAACCUUCAAAUUUCCUAAAUACAACUCAAACUCUAAAUCCAACUAAUGUCCUUGCUUCACAACAGUUGCAACUCACUGUGAAUCCAUCGCAUCAACAAUUUCAAGAUAAAGCUCAGAUUCAAAUGAAAACUGAAAUUCCAGUACAACAACAAGGUUUUUUCCACCAGCCUUUAGAUACUGCAAUUACACAGCAAGACCAAGAUCCUUUAGCUUCCUUUCAGGUAUUGCAAAAUUAUGCACCAGAAAUGGUUCAAACUCAACAGAGUGACCUGCCAGAAUAUCAACCAUAUACGCAACACACCGAAGUCAAAUUGUUUGAUCCCCCUUCGAUUCAAGCGCAAAAUAUAGGUCAAUCCUACGAUCCUCCAAAAUCAUCACAGCCCAUAGUUUUAGCUAAGUCCUCGGCUGGGACAGAAUCAUCGACGACAAAUACAUUGGAACAGUUGAAAAUUGGUCUGGAAAAUAUUACACAUGCACAUGUUGCUACCAUUAAGUCUAAUUCCUCUUUGCAACACAAUCAAAUUCAAACUCAACAAAUUCAACAGCACCAUCAAAUCCAAACACAAAUGUCAUCACCUGAAGAUAAUCAAUUUAGUGGUCGAGGUGUAUCAUUACAAACUUCUGUAGUUUCACCAGAUUCAGUUCUACUGAAGCAGCAACAACAGGUUUUAGAAUCGGAAUCAAUAGCAGAGCAAUUCAACAAUACCGCACUUCAACUUUCACAUAAGAUAUUGGAUCAAGCAGAGGUGAUAACAUGGCAGCGAGAAUGUGACCAACAACAACUAGGACAACAACAAAAUAAAAGACAUGAAAACCAACAAAUUGAAAAAGAAUUAGAACUGCCAGUAGACUGCUUAAACAAAGAAGAACACCAGCAACUUAUAGGACAAGGACAAAAACAAGACCAAACAAAAUUAGAAGAGCUAGAUCAAAAUAACGAACAAUAUCAACGAGUAUUGGAAUAUGAACAAGAACAUAAUGAAAAACAAGAACAAGAAGAAAAUGAAUUACAAGAUCAGGGACAAGAAAAAGAAGUACAACGAGGAAAAGAUCAAGAACAAGAAUGGGAACUUAAAAACGAACUUCAAAGAGGAAUAAAGCAAGAAAAUUUGAAUCUGGGACCUGGCCAAGAACUGAAUGCAGACUUAGAAAUCCAAGUGCAACAAAAUCAAGAACAACCAAUUGUUCAAGAUCUGCAAAAACAACCACAACAAACACAAGAAAAACAGCAAGCAGUAAACAAUAAUGUGCAACAGCAAUCCUCACAGCAACAAUAUCAGCAUUUUCCAAUGCAACAACAUCAUCAGCAAUAUCAACUUAAACAACCACAAGAACAACAGCAACAACAAGAAGAACAGCAACACUACCAACAGCAACAUGGGCAAAAACCCCAGCAACCAAUCCAACCACAACAGUAUGUGCAAGUUCAAUAUUUACAACAAUAUUAUCCACAACAAUCAUCGCCUGUUGGUUUUAGCACUCCAACAGGCGUGACAUCAUCAUCAGCUCGGGGAUCAUCAGUUUACAAUUCUCGUCGUACUUCAGUCGAUAAUAGUGGUUCUGAUUUUUCUAAUAUUCCUACGAAUAUUAUUGAAGGUAUUGAAGCAGACUAUGAAAUUCCCUCUUCAACUGAUGGAGGAAAAGAAGUAGAUCUAAAUUUAGCACAAGGCGGUUACGACGGUUCAAAUGUUCCAACUCCAAACGAAAUGAAUUCAGACCAACAGUUUAAGCUAUCUAAGCAAAGAAGUCUGGAGAAAACCGAAGCAAUUCCAUUUGGAACAAUAAAUUCCAGUUCGCUUGCUGAUCUUGAGAAAAAGUUAGCAUUGCUAACCAAUUCUAGUGUUGGUGUUGUUAAUCAAUGUGCAACAACAGACGUUAAAGAGAUUCCACAAAAAACAUCAACACCCGCAGGAUUAUCCAGUGAAAUAUCAGAAAAGCCAAUAAACACACGAAAGGUGUCUCGUUUUCGUGUUAGUAUUGUCUCAGAGGCACAACCUAAAUUAACAAUUAAUGAAAGUGUUUCGGCACCAGCAUCUCAGAAAGUUUCUCAAACGGCCCCAACUCAAGUACAUAGUGCAAAACAAGAGUAUACACAGCAUGAACAGCAACAAAAAGAAAUUCAAUUGCAAAAAAUGCAACACGAUCUUCAAAAAUCAACUCAACCAAUUCAAAUCUUACAAACACAAACAAAACAAGAUUCCCAGCAGGACACCACACAACAACGAACAGAAAUGACAAUGCAGCAACAUGUGCAUCAAGCUCAGCAAAGUAGUUUGCAACAACAAUAUUUGCAACAAUCAUUAACUGGACUGCACAUUGACAUGACAAAUAUCAAUCAAUCACCACAGCAAUUUGGAGGUCCAUCACGAAGCAGUGUCCCUAAUACACCUUCCAAAGAGUACAUAACUUUCGUAAGUGGGCAAAGAUUACCGUCGCAACAGUUUCAUCCUUCGCAACAGCAACAUAACAUUGGCGAUAUUAUGCCAAAGCAAAUGCAAUCACAUCCGCAACAACAUCAAGGAACAGCGCAAACUAAUGAUAACAUAGCGUAUGAUGCUAAAAAGCCCACGGUAGAGAACGUAAAUAUUUUGCCAGUGCGCAUUGCAUCCGAGGAACAACUUUCUUUGGCAGCAACAAACCCAUCUAUGCUUCCGUCUGUGAUACAAUCGAAAAAACAUGUGAUACAGCAUUUUGAAGUACCCAACGAUAAUGUUGGACAAUCUGGAGGAUCAAUCCUAGUUAAUGAAACAGUGAGACCAAUAUCAUCAUCUUCGUCCACAUCUUUAAUAGGAGCAUAUGCAACCGCACAACACCAAAAAAAUACAUUUUCACCGAUUAGAACUCCAUUCCCUCCAAAUAAAAUUGUAUUGGGAUGUAAAACGAGAACCCUUUCGCAAUCUUUGCAGCAGAUCUUCCAAUCUCCGUCGGGGUCGAUUCAAAACAUUCCACAGGUUGCUAAAAAUUCAAGCAGUUGUGCUCUGACUAGUCAGUUUUCAAAAAUGCCCAAUCCGAUUGUGUCAACAGCAAAGCAAUUGAUCGCGGGAAUAGACCAACCAAGAAAAAGACGUAAUAGUAUAAUGGGCUUUGCCCCUCAGAUAAAUGUUUGCCAAAAAAAACAACAGCCAGAAUAUAUAAGGACAAACUUAAAUAAAAGUAAAUCAUCCCAACCACUGCAAUUAAAUAUUCUCGAUCACUAUUGCCGUGAAAAAAAUAUAAAAUCGGAAAACUUGGCGAAAAAAUUCAGGUCAAGGAUUGGUUGCGAUUGUUUUCAACAAGCUAAGCAAAAAUUGAGGAUUAGAAAAAAAAAUUAUUUACGUUCAAAUAGUGACGACGACGGUGGAUAUCAGUUUAAAACUUUUUUGGGUAUUUCACAAGGAAUCUGCGAAGAAUCGCCAAAUCAAUUUGCACGCAGCGCUUCGGAUAUUUUCGUUCCAUACAGCUCUAUUGAAAGAACACAUAGAAGCCAGGCCAAAAGAAAAUGUUUAAUUAAACGAAGUACUAGGGAAAAUAAAUAUCAACAUCACAAUAUACCUGGUGCUUCUGUACUAUGUAAAAAUAUUGUGAAUCGGAUGAAGACUGCAAGCUUAAGCCUAGACAAUUUAAAAAACAGUUCAAAUCCGCGAUUAGCUUCGCGUUCUAUUCUCAGUACAGCUCAGCUCAUGCAACACACACGUCAUAAUUUUAGCCUGCCAAGUCUGCGGAAAAACCAUUGUUAUUCCGAUCAAAACUAUCAAACUUACCAUGGAUUGUCUUCUAAUUUUGGAACAUUUACGAGAAACCAAAACAUUAGUAAAUCAGAAGACAAUUUUAUUGCGUAUAGUGACAUGGAAAUGAUUCGCCCUCAAUAUAAUCGCUACAACGCAACUGGAAGUAGUGAUGGUAGUGACAUAUCUUUGAGUACAAACGACGAGUUGAUUAUAAAUGACGAUGAUGAGGAAGAUCAUAGCUACCUGAGUGGUGACGAUUUCGAUAACUCAUCCAAUUCCACAUCGUCGUCUGUUAAAUCGCCUUCUUUGAAUUCGAACGAAUCUUCAGAGUUUUUUUUUCAUAAUUCAUAUUCAAUGAAUAAUUUUACUAAAUGCUUACCAACCGAAUUAUCAGAUCCUGUAGCCACUCAUGAAGCUGCAAUUUCAGCAGAAAAUGUUGUUUCCCCGCAAAUUUCUCAAAGCCUAGCAAACACCUUCCAAAAACAGCCAAUAUUACAUCAUCCAUACCCACAAUCACCACAAUCGACUUCCAUAAUUUUUCAUCAACCAAAAUUUCAUCAUCAUACUCCUACAAUGAGCCCCUUGCAGUUGAAGCAAAUAGCUGGGUCCUUCAGCAACAAUUCCAAUCAACCGUCACCUAUUUUACAACCACAUUUCACAUGUAUGGCGAAUGUAUUGAAUAAUUGCAUUGGCCCACUGGAUAUUAAACAUAAUCUUGAUACUGCUCGCAAUCACUUAUGCGGCAUAAGAUUGGAAACAAAUGUACGACAACGAUUGCUUCUCUUAUUACAACGUCAACACAUCGAAGAAGAUGAAUUGAGAUUAAAGCAUUUUGUUGAGUUGGAGAAAUUUCAAAAAACCCUUAGGGCAACUUACCAUAAUAAUGAAAACAACGAAGGUUACAUUAUGCAACACACACCGCCAACAUCGCAACAUCAACCGCCGACUCCAUCCUCUGCAACACAUGUAGAACAAGGCAGUGUGGAUUCAAUUCAAACGCAAUCCAAUCAGCAGUAUCAACAACAACAAACACCAAGUCAACAUAGUUGCUAUUCAGAGAAAGAUUUAAUAGCUCAACAGCAUCAAAUGAUGUUUGUCAGACAAAUUCCACAAGCCGCAUACGCCGUCUAUGGGCAACAACUGUCCCAAACUUCAUCAUCACCAUCCCAAUUAAAUACGUUUCCUAGCCAGCCGCCAUCCGGCUCAAUGCAGGGUAUUACUAUUCCUAACAAUAGUUUUAAAAGUGGAAGUCCUUCCGUCCAACAACAUUAUUCAAGUUCAUUGAAUGUUGGACAGAAUUUCGGAGUAAGUACAAACUACACAAACACCAUACCACCAUUGUCAUCGGCUAAUGCUAGUAAUAUGCCAAAUCAACUCCAAUUUUGUGAUCAGAAUCUAUAUCAACAGCAACAAACGUUGCAAAAUAUAACAAAACUAAAAGAACAACUAUUAACACAGGUCAAACAACAACAAAUGCCACCGUCUCAACAACAAAUCACACCCCAACAACAACUUCAUUAUCAUUACUCAACGGCGCCAGCCACAGCUCUGACAAUAACGGCUCCGGUAUCUGUUACAAAUUCAAAUACAGCUCAAGGAAGUUUUGUUUAUUAUGAUGCUGCACAGCAUAAAAUAUUGCAACCGUCAAUGCAACAGCAACCUCAAUCACUCCAACAAAAACAACUACAAAAUGAACAUCAAGUUUCACAUCAGCAGCUUGUAGACCAACAGGAAAGGCAACAAUCUGCACCACUUGAUGUUGGAAUGUUUCCCUUAGUUGAUCAAUUUCAAGAGCCACAACAGCAACAGCAGCAACAACAGCAACAGCAGCAACAACAGCAACAGCAGCAACAACAGCAACAGCAACAACAACAGCAGCAACAACAGCAACAGCAGCAACAAUAUCUCACAAAACAAAUUGAAGGAAAUCAGCCGUCUGGCUUAGCACUAAACAGCUCGGAGCAAAUAUCACCCAUUACGUCAAACAACUAAAAUAAUGCAUUAGAAAUAUGCGUGUCAGAAGUUCACGAAGUUUAAUUCCUCACAUUCUUUUAUUUUGUUUCGCAAUUUUACGCAUGGAGAUAUUAUAUGUAGCUGCUGACUUGCGGUUUUUUGUUUUGACAUGUGAAUUAUGUAUUUUUAAAAUACAAACAUAUCGUUUGUACAAUAAAACAUGGCUAUUUGUAUUCAGUUAUAUUAAAAUAAAUAUAUUCGCUUUAUAGAUUCCUCAUCGUUCCAUACCUUCAUCCUCACACGCUACAAACAUUGUAAACAUUAAAAGAAGAAGUGUACAUCUACUUGUACACAUAAGAUAUAAUACUAUAAUUGUUAAUCUGAAGAAUAAAAGUUAUGUUUAUAAAUAAAAACGGAAAAAAAAUCAAAAUGAUACAAUAUUAAAAAUUUUACAUUAUGUGGAUUCAAACACAACAUCGAUAUUUAUAUUAUUUCUAUCUUAAACAAAAUUAUAACCACACACAAAGAAUAAUCCAGUUUUGCUGUUUGUUUAAAAAAUAAACAUUUUUUUUUGCCAUACAUUUUAGUUAUAUUGAUGCGCAGUAGUAUUAUAUUUAUCUCUUUUAAAUUUUAAUUUAAAUGAUACACACAAAUAAAUAUGUUACUCCAGAAACCAUCAUUAUCUUAAUCAAGGUGUUUUUAUUAAAAAAAAUAAUAAUUUAAAAUUAAAUAUAAGCAAAAUGACGAAAAACAAUACUUUAAGAUUUUGGCAAAAUAUUUCUUUCCAUCACUAUUAUCAUGAUAUGUAAAAUGCAAUUGUAUGUAUAAAAAAAAAUAUAUAAUUAUAUAUAUAAAUGUCAUAUAUAUGUUGUAAAAUAAAUUAAUUUGUAAUUAAAAGCUUAGUUUAAGUAAAAAUAGCAAUACAUAUGGGUGUAUAUAUAUGGAUGCAUAUAUAUAUACAUAAAUACAGGUAUAUAUAUAUACAUACAUAUAUGUAUAUAUAUAUACACAUAUGUUUAUAUAUAAAUGCACACAUAUAUAUAAUAUUCUUUUAAUUCCCUAUUCUUCCUUUUUUUCAUGGUGAUGUUAAUUAAAUUAGCCCCUAAAAUAAGUAAGAGAACAAAAAUCAUCCUUAAUUGAAACCAAUAAGUAAAUAAAACUAAGAAAUAUUUUAUUUUACUACAAAAUCAUCCAUAAAAAUACACAGUUUUAAGAAUGCCAAUAAAUUAAAACUAAACUAAAUUCA